Arabis nemorensis is the source of this 1257-nucleotide messenger RNA. The record is from the annotation of a GenBank genome assembly. NCBI's taxonomy places the organism in Eukaryota, Viridiplantae, Streptophyta, Magnoliopsida, Brassicales, Brassicaceae.
AUGUGUAGGCAAAAUUGUCGUGCGAAAUCCUCACCGGAGGAGGUGGUUUCAGCUGAUCAGAAUCUCUUGGUUUACAGUAAACCAGUUCGACUAUACAACGUUCUUCACCUUCGCUCUCGAACUAACCCAUCGUUUCUUCCGAGAACAUUGAGCUACGCAAUUCGAGCAAAUGGCAAAAGAAAGUCAAGAAAUACUGGCAUGGUAGUUUUCAACUAUAAGGAUUGUAAUGAUACAAUACAGAAAACUGAAGUUACGGAGAAUUGUUCUUGUCCAUUUUGUUUUAUGCGAUGUGAUAGCUUCAAGGGCCUGCAACUUCAUUUAAGUUCAACUCAUGACUUAUUUGAGUUCGAGUUCACGCUUUCGGGAGAAUACCAGACAGUUAAUGUCUCUGUAAAACUUGAUGCAUUCAGAUUUGAGGAAGAAGAAAAUAAAUUUGAGCCGUUCUCUUUUUGCUCGAAACCUCGUAAGCGUAGACAAAGAUGUGGUAGAAGAAAGGCCAGGCGACUUAAUGUACGCUUUUUACCGCUGGAUUCACCCGAUUUAGCUAAUCACACAGAAAAUGGAACCACCCUGCUAAAUAAUGGAUACCGUGGUUUAGGAUAUCCCGAGGCAACAUUUGGAAUGCCUGGCAACACUCCACCGGCCAUAGCUCGCUCUUCUCUGGACUCUGAUGCUAAAGCUGUGUUACCAACCGAAGCCGUGGUCCCUGCUACUAAGACAAGAAAGUUAUCUGCUGAGCGAUCUGAGGCUAGAAGCCACCUACUUCUUCAGAAACGCCAAUUCUAUCACUCUCACAAAGUUCAGCCAAUGACACUUGAGCAAGUAAUGUCUGAUCGGGAUAGCGAAGAUGAAGUUGAUGAUGACGUUGCAGAUUUCGAAGAUCGCCAGAUGCUUGAUGAUUUUGUGGAUGUGAGUGUAGACGAAAAGCGCUUCAUGCAUCUCUGGAACUCAUUUGUAAGAAAGCAAAAGAUCCUUGCGGAUGGUCAUGUUCCUUGGGCAUGUGAAGCGUUUUCAAAGUUUCACAAGCAAGAGUUGCUUGGUUGCAAACCACUCUCCUGGUGCUGGAGAAUGUUUUUGAUUAAACUAUGGAAUCAUGGACUUGUCGACGCAACGACCAUCAACAACUGCAAUCUCAUACUCGAGAAAUGCGAUAAUAACUCAGACAGCAACAACAAUAACAGUAGUGUGAACGAUCAUCAAGAUGACAUAAACAAUAACAAGGUUGACGGUAUGGAUGUUGACAAGGAUGGCAAAUAA